UCGAGCGGUCACAUGACCAGUCUGUAUAGAACCCCGUUUGUUUGUUGACAUGAGCAGAAGGACGUGAACAUGACCGCGGUGUGGUUGCUGGUGAUUUCUUCGGCUUUCAUGGCCGUGCCGGGAAAUCUAAUGAAGAUCCCUCCACAUGAGGAAGUAGCGCGAAUGGCUCGGUUCGUCGUUAAUCAGUGCGACUGGGCCUCCAUGGCCACUAUCUCCAUCCACGAGCCAGUGAAGGGACAGCCGUUCUCCAACGCGUUCUCCAUCAGCGACGGUUUGCUGGGCAACGGCACCGGUGUUCCCUACAUGUACCUCACACACAUGGAAAUCUCUGUGCAGGAUUUGCAGGUAAAUCCACAGGCCUCUCUGUCCGUAUCUCUUGCUCAGACACAUUACUGUAAGCGCAAAGGUUACGACCCCCAGAGCCCCCUGUGUGCCCACAUCAUCCUGUCUGGCUUUGUUCAGGAGGUGAACGCUACAGAAGGGGAUUUUGCGAAGAAGGUGCUGUUCACCAGGCAUCCUGAGAUGAUCGACUGGCCCGUUGACCACAAUUGGUUCUUUGCUAAAAUGGUAAUAAGCCAAGUUUGGGUGUUGGAUUACUUCGGAGGGGUAAAGAUAGUGUCGCCUGAGGACUACUACAAAGCAACACCAUUUUGAAGAUUUUCUGCUUUUAGACCAUCGAAAAGGCUGAACCGCUUUAGAUUUAUUGGGACAGUUGACCAACCAAGAUUUUAUAUUUUAGCAAUUUCUGCUGAGUUUGGAAAUACUAUGGGAAUUAAAAAAUAUAUUUUUUAUAACCACUGUUUUGCUUUUGGUAUAGAUAGCAUAGAAAAACUUGUUUACCUCAUGGAUUUUUAACAGCGUUUAAAUAAAACAAAACAAAAAACAACAACAACAAAAAAAAAAACCUGAUAGACCUUGUUCUGUGAACUGAUAGAUCUUGUUCUGUGAAAAUGAUGUCAUGUGGAAUUGCCAUGUCGAAGAACAGAUCCAGUUUAUAUAAAUGAUAAAAUUUAUAAUUUUAGUCCCUGCUCAUCUUGGGGGCACAAACCCCAUGGAUUAUGAUGACAAUAUUUUGGAGAAGUUCUUAAAAAAGUAAAAGUAGUGCGAUUCUAUUGGUUAUAUCAAUAUUAUUAUUAUUAUGGUUUCUCGAGACAGAAUGUGGAAUCGCAUAUAUAUAAUAAAACUCCAUCAGCUUAUGUCAAAUCUCAAUCAAAUUUAACAAACCAACAUUUUAAUAUUGAUUUCAGAUUUUACAAAAAGAUUUUCUGUCCUAAUUUAUUCCCAGGAGUUGUCGACUGUGACCUUCAUUAUAAGAUAUUAUAAGAUUCUGUUAAUUGGAAAAGAAAUGUGAUUAUUUUUUGUAUCAGAAUUCAGUUAUUGUGUGUUUAGGUUUUACUUCGAGCAAUAUUCCUUCACCAAGAUGCUUUAUAUGUAUUUUAAUACAUAAUCAUUGAAAAUUAUUGUGUUCAGUGCAGUCUUGCAUCAAAACUGAAUGUUGAAGCCUUUUAAUACAAUCAAGUAUAUAAUUUUGUAUAAUUCUAUUAUUCAAUUUAUCCCUCCUAAAAGUAGGUGAUCUUCUGUCUAAAGUGAUUUACGAACGCUUUUUGUUUUUGCACUUUGCACAGUGGUUCGUCUGGACGUUACAUGGGUGUAUAGAAUGGGGUUUCGAUCAGCAGCAGGUCUUCUUGCUGACACUAAAGUUGUGUAAUGUUGAAAAAGUGUGAAUGUGUGAAUCUGUGAAAAAACCCAUGCGAUGAAAUAAAGUUUAGCUGCUUUCAA
Silurus meridionalis is the source of this 1779-nucleotide messenger RNA. It is a transcript of the gene creg1, whose product is annotated as cellular repressor of E1A-stimulated genes 1. Lineage: Eukaryota; Metazoa; Chordata; Actinopteri; Siluriformes; Siluridae. The transcript is spliced from 3 exons. The coding region runs from base 70 to 654 and encodes 194 amino acids. The record is from RefSeq and is a predicted model, not a curated record.